Molecule: messenger RNA, 770 nt
Organism: Penaeus monodon (black tiger shrimp)
Lineage: Eukaryota; Metazoa; Arthropoda; Malacostraca; Decapoda; Penaeidae
Exons: 1
Coding region: 251-634 (127 amino acids)
Source: RefSeq, a predicted model, not a curated record
UACAAGCGAUGCCCUCGCAUAUAAAGAGAUAUCCAUUCAGGGGUGUAUCUGUUGAUCUGUUUUCCCGGUUUGCAAAAUAAAGGAAUAAAGUUGCCGAGUAAGGGGAGAUAUUUGCUGACAAAGAGAGCCCUGAUGAAGGCGGCGCUGCUCUGCCCCCCUUCGGUAUAUAUUCUCUCAUCUACAGCUGUCCGAGCGAACGAGAGUGUUGGUUCUGCCACAGAGCCGCGUCAGACCUCAUGGACAAACCAUCAUGAUAAAACGAGCAGAUAUCAACAACAGCAACUUCGACUGGAGUGAGAAAAUGUUCCUGCAAGUGUCGCAGCGGUACAGCAGCAGGUUUGGAACUCGAAAGGAACUGGUUAGCGAGAGUCCAGCGGCGAAGGGUGAGCCUCCUCGGGACGACCACACCCUCGACGAAGGAACGAACGACCUCCCCGGAUCAUCCCGGGACCAGCUGAUCCCUGGGACGCCCGCUUCGGGGCUGUGGUGGUGGGACUCGAGCCUCCCGAUCAACCUGGCGGAGAUCGAAGAGUGCAAUGAGCUUCACCGUCGAGACCUGGUCGAUGACCUGGCUUACACAGGUCCCCCGCUGCAGUGUCGACCAGCACCACACGGGCAGCGGCACGAGCAAUGACCUGGUCACGAUGCUCCUCAACCUCUUGUGUAAUUCUUUCCUGGAAUUAAAGGGGGAUGUUUGCUGUAAAUAAAGGACCGCGUUGAAAUGUCUCCUUUACCCUGAUUAGCAUGUUUUUAUUAUCCCUGCAUGAACC